CGGGAUGGACAGAUGGGCGAGAUACCGACCGCGCAUGUGAGUUGAGUGACCCUAAGACCGAAGGCGUGGCUCUUCGGUUUUUGCUUGAGGAACCACCAAGGUGCGGAAGGUACAGCGUUUGCAGUCUUCAGUGGAUAACUAUCGAACGAGUUUAGUCUGUCACCCCGACGUUGCCAUGUCUGCCGGGAACGCAAAGAUCGGACAGCCUGCACCUCCCUUCCAAGUCACUGCCGUGGUGGAUCAGGAGUUCAAAGAGGUCAAGCUCUCUGACUACAAAGGGAAGUACUUGGUGCUUUUCUUCUACCCGCUCGACUUCACCUUCGUCUGUCCCACGGAGAUCGUGGCGUUCAGUGACCGGGUAGACGAGUUCCGUAAGAUCGGCUGUGAGGUCGUCGCUGCCUCUGUCGACUCCCACUUCAGUCACCUGGCCUGGAUAAACCAACCACGGAACAAGGGUGGGCUGGGGCCUAUGAAAAUCCCCCUGCUGGCAGAUGUGCAGAAGUCUAUCUCCAGGGACUACGGCGUGCUGAAGGAGGAUGAGGGAAUUGCCUACAGAGGCCUGUUUGUGAUCGACGAUAAGGGUGUGUUGAGGCAGAUCACCAUUAACGACCUGCCUGUGGGACGCUCGGUGGAUGAGACCCUACGGCUGGUGCAGGCCUUUCAGCACACUGACAAGUAUGGAGAAGUGUGCCCAGCCGGCUGGAAACCAGGAAGCGACACCAUUGUUCCAGACGUCCAGAAGAGCAAGGAUUAUUUCUCCAAACAGAAAUGAGCCGUCCUGUCCUGUCCCAUGUGCACUGUUCCCCCUGAACCCAAGCACUGCUCCCAAUUACUGGCCAAUCCCCCAGUGCCUCCAUGCACGUGCUCUAGACACUGCAUUCUGUUUUUGAUAGAAGUCUUGUCUGAGUGAAAGUGAAGUGGUGGAUUGCUUGUAUGCACUUAAACUGUAAUAAGAGUAAUGUUUCUUUUUUAGAAAGUUAUGAAGGACAGAGAAAUGAAGAAAACCCUAGUAUUUGUAUGGCGGCCAAGCUGAUCAAUAUUGGAUGUGUCAAGAGAACGGAAAUAAUUAUUUUGGGUAAUUUCAGUGUCUGUGUGCCUGGGGAAAUAAAGAUCAAACUGAAUUUAA
Conger conger (European conger) is the source of this 1126-nucleotide messenger RNA. Its product is annotated as peroxiredoxin-like. Lineage: Eukaryota; Metazoa; Chordata; Actinopteri; Anguilliformes; Congridae. Gene Ontology annotation, biological process: cell redox homeostasis; leukocyte activation; cellular response to stress. The transcript is spliced from 6 exons. Gene Ontology annotation, cellular component: cytosol. Bases 176 to 772 code for a protein of 198 amino acids. Gene Ontology annotation, molecular function: thioredoxin peroxidase activity. The record is from RefSeq and is a predicted model, not a curated record.